This is a messenger RNA of Drosophila santomea, 449 nucleotides long. Its product is annotated as integumentary mucin C.1. The coding region runs from base 186 to 416 and encodes 76 amino acids. The transcript has a single exon. Lineage: Eukaryota; Metazoa; Arthropoda; Insecta; Diptera; Drosophilidae. The record is from RefSeq and is a predicted model, not a curated record.
AGCAAGCAAUGUAGCAAACGCUAACGGUACCAUUUGUGCAAACAUUACAGGGCAUAGCGACUACAGUCAAAGUGUGGAUAUAAAUAGUGAGGCCUGGACCACCAAAAGACACACUCAGAGUUCAGCAGCUCUACCGUCGACAAGCAACAGCAAGCAUUACCAAACGCCCACCAAACCCAAUCAACAUGAAGUUCUUCGCUGUCCUCGUCUGCUUCUCCGCUGUCCUGGCCAUCGCAAUGGCAUCUACCGCAACUACAUCGACCAGCACUCCCAGCACACCCUCUACGCCCUCGACCACGACAUACACCUACACCACCAGCCCCAGUUACCCCACCUCCACCUACACGGACACCACCACCACGAAGCCCGUCAAGCAGCAGAUCCUGUCCCUGCUGUUCAACAAGAAGUCCGGAUAGAGCCGCCCAUCAGAACCUCGAUGCUGCCACUUG